AUGUCUGUCCAGAGGCACAUUGGGAAUCCCGAGUAUUUGACCAAAAGGAUACCUCAGAAUCCAAGAUAUCAGCAUGUCAAAUCAAGACUGGACACCGGUAACAGUAUGGCUAAAUACACUGAGAAACUAGAAGAGAUAAAAAAAAAAAAAAAUUAUAGGUACAAAAAAGAUGAGCCUUUUAAGAGACUAAAAGUUACAACUUUUGCCCAGCUGGUCAUCCAGGUUGCUUCCCUAUCUGAUCAAACACUGGAAGUGACAGCAGAGGAGAUUCAGAGGCUAGAAGACGAUGAUUCUGCAACUUCGGCCCCUGAUGCUGAAAUUACUGCUGGGACCAACAGGAAAGGGAGCCUGGGUGAGCAGUCACCUAGCCCUGUCCAGUUCAUAAACAACACAGGAGCAGGAGACUCCAGUCGCUCAACUCUUCAGAGCAUCAUCAGUGGUGUUGGGGAACUGAAUCUGGACAAAACGCUAGUGGAGAAAGCAGAGCCCAAAGACAAACCUUAUCCUGACUGCCCCUUCCUGCUGUUAGAUGUGGGUGAUAGAGAUUCUUACCAGCAGUGCCACAUUGUUGGAGCUUACAGUUACCCAAUUGCAACUUUGUCUAGAACAAUGAACCCUUAUUCAAAUGAUAUUCUUGAAUAUAAAAACGCCCACGGCAAGAUCAUCAUUCUGUACGACGACGAUGAAAGGCUGGCCAGUCAGGCAGCCACUACCAUGUACGAGCGGGGCUUUGAAAAUCUCUUCAUGCUUUCUGGAAGUCUAAAAGUGAACCAAGUUAACUCUUCUGGAAGAGACUCCAUGGUGUCUGGUGCCUGCAGUGCUCAGAACCUGCCUGCUGGGGGCUCUGCCAGCCACUCGAACCCCCGCUCACUGGGCAGUGGACACUAG
Molecule: messenger RNA, 888 nt
Organism: Otolemur garnettii (small-eared galago)
Lineage: Eukaryota; Metazoa; Chordata; Mammalia; Primates; Galagidae
Product: centrosomal protein of 41 kDa-like
Exons: 3
Coding region: 1-888 (295 amino acids)
Biological process (GO): protein polyglutamylation; cilium assembly
Cellular component (GO): ciliary basal body
Source: RefSeq, a predicted model, not a curated record